Elephantulus edwardii (Cape elephant shrew) is the source of this 1068-nucleotide messenger RNA. It is a transcript of the gene MAEA, whose product is annotated as macrophage erythroblast attacher. Gene Ontology annotation, cellular component: nucleus; cytoplasm; GID complex. The record is from RefSeq and is a predicted model, not a curated record. Lineage: Eukaryota; Metazoa; Chordata; Mammalia; Macroscelidea; Macroscelididae. Gene Ontology annotation, biological process: proteasome-mediated ubiquitin-dependent protein catabolic process. The coding region runs from base 1 to 1068 and encodes 355 amino acids. Gene Ontology annotation, molecular function: ubiquitin protein ligase activity; protein binding. The transcript has 8 exons.
AUGGCGGUGCAGGAGUCAGCUGCCCAGCUGUCCAUGACCCUGAAGGUCCAGGAGUACCCGACCCUCAAGGUGCCCUAUGAAACACUGAACAAACGCUUCCGAGCAGCUCAGAAAAACAUCGACCGAGAAACAAGCCACGUCACCAUGGUGGUCGCUGAGCUGGAGAAGACCCUGAGCAGCUGCCCUGCCGUGGACUCGGUGGUCAGCCUUCUGGACGGCGUGGUGGAGAAGCUCAGUGUUCUGAAGAGGAAGGCGGUGGAGUCCAUCCAGGCCGAGGACGAGAGCGCCAAGCUGUGCAAGCGCCGGAUCGAGCACCUCAAGGAGCACAGCAGUGACCAGCCGGCGGCCGCCAACGUGUGGAAGAAGAAGCGCAUGGACCGCAUGAUGGUGGAGCACCUGCUGCGCUGCGGCUACUACAACACGGCUGUGAAGCUGGCGCGGCAGAGCGGCAUCGAGAGCUGCCUGGAGUUUAGCCUGCGCAUCCAGGAGUUCAUCGAGCUCAUCCGGCAGAACAAGAGACUGGACGCUGUGAGACACGCGAGGAAACACUUCAGCCAGGCAGAAGGGAGCCAGCUGGACGAGGUCCGCCAGGUCAUGGGCAUGCUGGCCUUCCCGUCUGACACGCACAUCUCCCCAUACAAGGACCUCCUGGACCCGGCCCGGUGGCGGAUGCUGAUCCAGCAGUUCCGAUACGACAACUACCGGCUGCACCAGCUGGGCAACAACUCGGUCUUCACACUCACGCUGCAGGCCGGCCUCUCGGCCAUCAAGACCCCGCAGUGUUACAAGGAGGACGGCAGCUCCAAGAGCCCCGACUGCCCCGUGUGCAGCCGCUCCCUCAACAAGCUGGCCCAGCCCCUGCCCAUGGCCCACUGCGCCAACUCCCGCCUGGUGUGCAAGAUCUCCGGCGACGUGAUGAAUGAGAACAACCCGCCCAUGAUGCUGCCCAACGGCUAUGUCUACGGCUACAACUCUCUGCUUUCCAUCCGCCAAGACGACAAAGUCGUGUGCCCAAGAACCAAAGAAGUCUUCCACUUUUCCCAGGCUGAGAAGGUGUACAUCAUGUAG